This is a messenger RNA of Asterias rubens (European starfish), 5949 nucleotides long. Its product is annotated as aspartyl/asparaginyl beta-hydroxylase-like. Gene Ontology annotation, biological process: peptidyl-aspartic acid hydroxylation. The record is from RefSeq and is a predicted model, not a curated record. Gene Ontology annotation, cellular component: endoplasmic reticulum. Gene Ontology annotation, molecular function: peptidyl-aspartic acid 3-dioxygenase activity; metal ion binding; RNA binding. NCBI's taxonomy places the organism in Eukaryota, Metazoa, Echinodermata, Asteroidea, Forcipulatida, Asteriidae. The transcript has 13 exons. The coding region runs from base 109 to 3516 and encodes 1135 amino acids.
UUGUGGUAGGAACGUCUGCUACUUUAGUGUGAGAGUUGAGCUUUUAAAGUCUUCGGUCUAAAAACACAUUUUGAGCUGUUGACAUUUUGAUUUCGAUCUGCAGUAGUCAUGGCCAAGUCCGGUGAAGCUAGGCAGAGAAAAGGUGUCAGCAAAAAUGGCUCGAAAUCGACGAAAGGCGCUUCGAAAGAAGAUAAGAACCGGAACAUCAAAAGCAGCAAAUCGGCCAACCCUUCCUCAUCAGGGAUCUUGCUGAAGCUUGUUUUAUUCGUUCUCGUCGCAGCCGCAGCUCUAGCGGCAGCCAUUGCUUUGGGUGCUAUCAAAAUAGAACAACUUCCUGGAGGUGAGAAAUUGGCUUUGCUGAAAAAGAAUGUGGAAUCCCCUGCUCCACCACCUGAGGUACAAACGGAAGAACCCAAAGAAGAUGUCGCAGCAGAGGUAGAGACACAACCUGAAGAACUGGCCGAAGAGGCCAUUGAGCCUGUUGGGCAAGUUGAAGAGCCAGUUGAAGAAGUCGAGGAAGAACCGAUUGAAGAGGUCAUAGAGGAGGCAAAGGAAGAACCCAUUCAAGAGGUCAAGGAAGAAGCUGUAGAAGAGGUCAAGGAAGAAGCUGUAGAAGAGGUCAAGGAAGAAGCUGUAGAAGAGGUUAAGGAAGAGGCUGUAGAAGAGGUCAAGGAAGAGGUCAAGGAAGAAGCUGUAGAAGAGGUCAUUGAAGAAGCUGAAGAAGAGGUCAAGGAAGAAGCUGUUGAAGAGGUCAAGGAAGAAGCCAUUGAGGAAGCUGUAGAAGAGGUCAAGGAAGAAGCUGUAGAAGAGGUCAAAGAAGAAGCCAUUGAGGAAGCUGUAGAAGAGGUCAAGGAAGAAGCUGUAGAAGAGGUCAAGGAAGAAGCUGUAGAAGAGGUCAAGAAGGAAGUUUUAGAAGAGGUCAAGGAAGAAGUUGUAGCAGAGGUAAAGGAAGAAGCCAUUGAUGAAGCUGUAGAAGAGGUCAAGGAAGAAGCCAUUGCGGAAGCUGUAGAAGAGGUCAAGGAGGAAGUUGUUGAAGAGGUCAAGGAGGAAGCUGUAGAAGAGGUCAAGGAAGAAGCUGUAGAAGAGGUCAAGGAAGAAGCUGUAGAAGUGGUCAAGGAAGAAGCUGUAGAAGAGGUCAAGGAAGAAGCUGUAGAAGAGGUCAAGGAAGAAGCUGCAGUAGAGGUAAUUGAAGAAGCUGUAGAAGAGGUCACGGAAGAAGCUGUAGAAGAGGUCAAGGAAGAAGCUGUAGAAGAGGUCACGGAAGAAGCUGUAGAAGAGGUCAAGGAAGAAGCUGUAGAAGAGGUCAAGGAGGAAGCUGUAGAAGAGUUCAAGGAAGAAGUUGUUGAAGAGGUCAAGGAAGAACCUAUAGAAGAGGUCAAGGAAGAACCUGUAGAAGAGGUCAAGGAGGAAGCUGUAGAAGAGGUCAAGGAAGAAGUUGUUGAAGAGGUCAAGGAAGAAGUUGUUGAAGAGCUCAAAGAAGAACCUGUAGAAGAGGUCAAGGAAGAAGUUGUUGAAGAGGUCAAGGAGGAAGCUGUAGAAGAGGUCAAGGAAGAAGCUGUUAAAGAGGUCAAGGAUGAAGCUGUAGAAGAGGUCAAGGAAGAACCUGUAGAAGAGGUCGAGGAAGAAGCUGUAGAAGAGGUCAAGGAAGAAGUUGUUGAAGAGGUCAAGGAAGAACCUAUAGAAGAGGUCAAGGAAGAAGUUGUUGAAGAGGUCAAAGAAGAACCUAUUGAAGAGGUCAAGCAGGAAGCUGUUGAAGAGGUCAAGGAAGAAAAUGUAGAAGAGGUCAAGGAGGAAGCUGUAGAGGAGGUAAAGGAAGAAGUUGUUGAAGAGGUAAAGGAAGAAAUUGUUAAAGAGGUCAAGGAAGAAGCCAUUGAUGAAGCGAUCAAGGAAGAAGCUGUAGAAGAGGUCAAGGGAGAAGCUGUAGAGGAGGUCAAGGAGGAAGCCAUAGAAGAGGUCAAGGAAGAAGCCGUAGAAGGGGUCAAGGAAGAGGCCAUUGAAGAGGUCAAGGAAGAAGCUGUAGAAGAGGCCAAUGAAGAAGCUGUAGAAGAGGUCAAGGAAGAAGCUGUAGAAGAGGUCAAGGAAGAAACUGUAGAAGAGGUCAAGGAAGAAGCUGUCGAAGUGGUCAAGGAAGAAGCUGUAGAAGAGGUCAAGGAAGAAGCUGUUGAAGAGGUCAAGGAAGAACUAAUUGAAGAGGCCACAGAAGCAGAGGCAAAGAAGCCCUUUAGUCUUGAUGAUCUGAUUACAGAUGCUGACCGUGAAAUCCUCGAAGACCUUGCAGAAGGAGAAGCUUUACUAGAGCAGAAAGAAAACCAGAAAGCUCUACGGAAGUUUGAGUCUCUUCUUGUGAACCAUUCAGACAGCCCUAGAGUUCGCUAUGGGAGAGCGAGGUCACUGGAUAUGCUCUCAGAAGUACGCCGUAGUAACGACAUCCUUAAUGCCGCCAUAGUGGCAUAUGGAGAGGUGACAAGUGCCAAGGAUUGCCCAGAUGUUCUGAAAAGGCUUGCUCUGUCUCGCCAAGCUAACAGACUCACCUUCAUGGGUAAAGCAAUUCAAGCAGCUAGAGUCUUGAGAGAAGGCACAAUCCUCUUCCCUAUGGAUGUCCAGAUGAAGAAGGAGCUGGGUGUUGCACUUCUUAUUGCAGGGAGAAACACACAGGCAAAACCAAUCUUCCAAGAGGUUUUGAAGUUGGCACCCUCUGAUGGUUUUGCAAAGGUCCAUGUUGGCUUCAUACUCAAGGCAGAAAACAACUUCAAGGAGGCUAUUCCAUUGUUGACAGAGGGUAUAGCAUCAGGAGAGCAGGGUACAAAUGAGGGGAAAUAUUACGUCCAUCUGGGAGAUGCUUUGUUCAGAGAAGGACAAAUUGAAGAGGCUUACAAGGUGUUUGAUGCUGGUGUUGAGAAAGGUCAUUUUACAUCUCGUUAUCAACGCUCAAUCUACAAUGUUGACGCUAUCACUGCUCAGCCAUGGUGGACUAAUCAAGAAGCACAGUAUGUUGAUGCUGCUAAGAAACUUGAAGAUAACUGGGAGGCCAUUAGAGAUGAGGGGCUGAAUGUUCUCGACAAGGAGACAGCAUCGUUCCUUCCAGAGGAUGAAAACUUAAGGAACACAGGAGAAUGGAAUAUAUUUUUACUGUAUCGGCAAGGUAAAAAGGUUGAUGAGAACUGUGAGAAGACCCCAAAAACAUGUGCAAUAAUUGAUAGCAUUACACAAUCUAGUGGAUGUAAAAGAGGACAGGUGAAGUUUUCCGUGAUGAAGCCUGGAACUCACGUAUGGCCUCAUUGUGGUCCAACUAACUGUCGCUUACGUGGCCAUCUUGGAUUGGUCGUACCUGACAGUGCUAAGAUAAGAGUGGCUCAAGAGACGAGGACGUGGGAGGAGGGGAAGCUGAUGAUUUUCGAUGACUCCUUUGAGCAUGAAGUCUGGCAAGAUAGUGAAUCCAUACGUCUUAUCCUCAUUGUGGAUAUGUGGCAUCCAGACCUUACUGAGUCCCAACGUCAGACUCUAACAGCAAUCUAGAUUUUCACCCAGGAGUAGAGAGUCCAAUUCUUGUUCUUGUAAGUCACUUGUACGUUUGUUGAGUGGUUUUUUGGAUCGUCGCUGAAGUGGUCACCGUUUUGAGUAAACCUGCAAGUGUGAUUAAAAUUUUUGGGAGUCUUAAUAUCAACGCACCCCUAUUUUGGCGUUUUAAGGGCUUUUAUGUAUUCAUGUUGCUUUGACGAUUGGGCCGAUCGACUUUUGGUUUAGGGGUUGAGGUUUCUUGAAUUAAGGAAACUUGGGUAUGAUCCCAGGAUUUCAAAAAGAGUUGAGACUAGUCUGAUCUCGAGCUAGGACAAUAACUCCUCCUAACUUAGGACUAGCCUCAAGUUUUUAAUAUCUCCUAGGACUAGUUCUAACUUGGGACUAGUCCUAAGUUCUUUGUGAAAUCGACCCCUGGUUAUACGGAAGUUAAAGGUUGUAUGGCUUCUGACUGGCGCCCCUGAUAGCUCAGUUGUCAAUUCAGAGGUCACAGGUCCAAAAACCAUUCACGUUAUUUUUUUCUUUGUCCCCUAAAAGCCCUUUUACACUACCUCUUAUCUCCGUUGAAUAAGCACUAGGGAGGCCCUGGAAGUUUUUACCCCAUAGUUACCCCAGCGCACUUUCACACUUUCCUCGCCUACUGGUUUUCUUGGCUGCACGCUCUAAGUAUACCCUAGGGUUUUUACUGCUUACCCCUACUCCAGAGCAGGGAUGGUUAUUCCCCGGGUAUGCCGGGGUAGAUCAGGGGUAAAAUGAUCCCAGUGUGAAAGGGGUGGCUGUUGCCCCCGGGGAAUAGAGUAAUGUGAACUAAAUUUUCCCAGUCAGUUUCCCUUGUAGUUUAUUACAAUUUUAUUUAAACAGUCUACUUAGAAGUGUGUCCAGUACAUUCUUGGUAGUAUGGGAUACCCCUUACUUUUUAUAAUAACUGUAGAUCUGGCCCCAGGUUUAGAGUUCCUAGCGAAUUGUACACUUUGUGACAAUUUUUUUUUUUUCCAAAGAUGUAAACAAAUUGCAUUCAUAAGGACAAGCUUUUCUUAGCCGAAGUGCUUCCCGCAAUUGUACAGAAUCUAUUGUAAAAAUAAAUUCUUGUUGCCUUUUUUUUUUGUCAUGUGUGCUAGUAGUAUGUUUAGUGUAGAUUUUGGGCAUCAACACUAUGCCUUUAUUUAACAUACCAUCAUAUAGAAAGAUAUAUUUUCAUCCUCGUUUAAAGUAGUUAGACGUUCCCAAAAAAAACAAUGUUAUAUUUCAUUUUUUUGAUAGCUUUGUAAACAGUGCCUUUGUAAUUGUUUUACAAAUUUGUUUGUUGUUAAGAGAUACUUUUUAACCAGUUUGCUUUGGAGGACAUAAAAACUAGAUUUUGGUCUAGGGCUUUAUCAGAGACCUGGGGCAAAUUUCAUAUAGCCUUUAAACGUGCUAAGCAAAGAAAAAUAUUGCUAACCAGAAUUUGGUUACCAGCUAAAAUUUGAUUAAGCUUACAUUUUUGUGACUGGUGCCCCACUCAUUUGUUGCUUAGCAUGGCAAUCUGCUAAGCCGUAUUUUCUGUCCAAUGGCACCUUGUUGUUUUUAAAUACCAGACAAUGUUUUGUCGAGACGGAUUAUACUGUGUUGUCAUGAGGCUUUUCAUUUUUUCUUUGGGAUUUUGUCAAUAAAAAAAGUUAGUUUUUUUUAGUGAAAAUAUUCGGAAAAGAAAAAUGGGUUAAGGAAAAAGGAUUUUUACCCCCAAAGCGAACUGGUUAAACUAAUUGGUCUCACUAUGGAUUGUUAUGUAUCCUAAAAGGGCGAUUGAACACAGUCUGUAAGAGCAGGGCAAACAAAAAGGUAAACAUUCAAUUGUUUUUUAUACACAGCUUAUAUUUACAGGUAAACAAAAAGGUAAACAUUCAAUUGUUUUUUAUACACAGCUUAUAUUUACAGGGUUGGACAUCAUGAUAAAAUAUCAAAAUUUGAGGAAGUCUUUUUCAACUUCUCUUACACAAACAAUUAUUAUGUACAAAAGGCCUGGAUUUGUAUGUUGGCCACGGUUUAUAUUCACAGCUUAUAUUUACAGGGUUAGACAUGAUAAGUCACAAAACAUUUGUUACUUAAGUUUUCCUAACAGGGUUGACAGAGUCUUUUUUUACAGUUACAGUCUGGUGCCUGGUCAGAUAUGUGCAGUGGGAAAUACCCACCACCAAAAUGUUACCAGUCUUUUUCAGAUAUGAGCUUUAGGCUUUUUUUUUUGCUUAGCAGAAAGGUGUUCAUUAUAAUGUUCUGCUUAAGCAAAUCUAUGAAAUUAGGCGCUGGUUUGUAUUGUUUUCCACUCACCCUAUAUUCUAAAAAUCCUUCCCUCGGUUUUGACCGAUUUUUAUAGGCUUUUUGUAAUGCAGCAAAACAAGAGAACAAGCUAAACUUUGUUACAGUCCAAACAUUUUGGUGUUGACAAGUGUGUGAAAA